CUAAGCGGUGUUGUAGCGCAGCAGCGUGGCCAGGCGACCAGCCCUCCUCAGUUUGAAAUCAGCCUCUGCUUUGGAGAGGAAUGGCCCGAUGGAAGACCCAAAGAGCGAAAACUCAUCAUGGUCCAGGUCAUUCCUGUGGUGGCUCGGAUGAUAAGCGAGAUGUUUUCCGGAGACGACAACCUUUCUUUUGACAGCAGCAGCGUGCGCCUGCAGAUUUCAAUCCCAGAUAUAAAGGACAAUAUAGUGAGCCACCUGAAGGAGCUGUACACCCUGCUGCAGAACCACCAGGGCCAGGAGGGGGGCUGGGCUCUGCCCCCCAACCCAGGCCUGAACAUUGCCCAGGCUCUGCAGACUCAGUGAAGCUGUGAACCAACUAUUUUAUACAAAUAUUAUUCACCACUGCAGGGUUCCCCCCGCCCCUGUAAGGAAACAAGUACUUGUAUGUAAUCCUGAUUAGAAGUGUACACAAUAUACUUUUGGAUUUGUGUGCUGUUCAGCUUUUUCUUAUGAAA
Poecilia latipinna (sailfin molly) is the source of this 512-nucleotide messenger RNA. Its product is annotated as interferon regulatory factor 6-like. The record is from RefSeq and is a predicted model, not a curated record. NCBI's taxonomy places the organism in Eukaryota, Metazoa, Chordata, Actinopteri, Cyprinodontiformes, Poeciliidae. The coding region runs from base 118 to 360 and encodes 80 amino acids. The transcript is spliced from 3 exons. Gene Ontology annotation, molecular function: protein binding.